AUGGGAAGACUGGCCAGGAAAGGUGCCAGCAUGGCCAAUCUCCGCACCCUGAGCAUCCUCCUGAGCCUCCUGGUCCCCGCUCAUGCCACCAGGUCACCCGACUGCGGGGGCGUCCUCACCCCAGCAGGACUCAGCUACUUUGCUGAAAUUUCAAAGCCACAUGCGGAGACAGUCCUCAGGCAGGACCUAAUGGCUCCAACAGCCCCAAACCUGUUCCGUGGUGCCACAAAGCCCAGCAGGAACCAAAUUAACUCUGUCACAGUUACCGAGCUGACUCUGACACUUAUCCCUGACACCGGGCUGCGGCUGAGCAUCGAUGUGGACCUUGGCAUCACACCCGCCCCCUCCACCACCAAGGUGAUGAAAUUGUCCAUCCUGUCAGACCUCCACGUGGAAAUGAACCCCGAAGGGAACCUGGAGAUGGUGGCCUCUGCCUGCAAAACCAGCUUGGAGGAGACGCAGAGCACCGAGGAGAUGGAAAGCAAGUCCUCUAGUUCCAACGUGGACAAGGAGAUUAACGUCGAUAAGAUUUGCCUGGAAGUCACCAAAUUGCUGCUUUUGCCAAAUGAGCGGCUGAUGUCUCUGACAGCUCAGUUCCCUGUCACGCCGAGCUGCCAGGUCCAGUACCUGCCCCUGGCUGCACCCAUGUUCUCCGAGCAGGGAAUCACCAUAUCCUUGCAAACAAUUUUCCAGGUGGUGGGGAUGCCGAUCCCCCUGCCAGUCAGCCCUGUGCCGUUCAGCAUGCCCGAGCCAGCGAGCUCCAGCCCUUCUCACCUCACCCUGGCUUUCUCUGAGCACUUCUACAGCAGCCUCUUCUUUGCCCUGGAGAUGUCUGGAGCCUUCAACAUGACCAUCCCGACCCGUCUGACCACCGCUACCAUGACCCAGAAGAUUACUCAGAUGGGCUCCCUCUUCCAAGAGGACCUACCGGUGAUAAUGCAAGCCAUGUUCAGGAGCUCACCUCGGGUGGUGCUGGAGGAAGGCAAAGCAGCCCUGAAGCUCUUCCUCACCAUCCAUGUUGGGGCAGAAACACCGGCUUUCCAGAGCUUCCUGAGUGUGAAUGUGGACAUGACUGCAGGACUCCUCCUCAGCGUCGUCGACACAAGGAUGAUGAUCUCCGCGGCAGGGAUAGAGGAGACUGAGCUCAGCCUGGCUACCUCCGACGUGGGUCCUGUGCCGGAUGCCUUACUGGAGGAGUUAUUCUUGCCCACCAUCCGUGAGGAGAUACCAGCUCACAUGAAUGUGAUCCUGAGCGAGGGUGUAUUCCUGCCCCACAUCUCCAGCUUUACCUACACUGACAUCAACGUUGUGAUUCACAAGGACUACGUCUUGAUCCCCUGCAACCUCAAGCUGCAGGUGAGGCCUGGAGAGCAGAUCACCAUGAGCUGA
Calidris pugnax (ruff) is the source of this 1389-nucleotide messenger RNA. It is a transcript of the gene BPIFB2, whose product is annotated as BPI fold containing family B member 2. The coding region runs from base 1 to 1389 and encodes 462 amino acids. Lineage: Eukaryota; Metazoa; Chordata; Aves; Charadriiformes; Scolopacidae. The transcript is spliced from 16 exons. Gene Ontology annotation, molecular function: lipid binding. The record is from RefSeq and is a predicted model, not a curated record.